This is a messenger RNA of Varroa destructor (honeybee mite), 6080 nucleotides long. Its product is annotated as neurexin-4-like. NCBI's taxonomy places the organism in Eukaryota, Metazoa, Arthropoda, Arachnida, Mesostigmata, Varroidae. The record is from RefSeq and is a predicted model, not a curated record.
GAGACCCUUGGAAAGCAGUAUACCUCGGAAUUUGUGCAAGAGUUUCGAAUUUAUUUCGGAAAUAACGGCGGUGACUACCAAAUACAUUCGCCUUAAUCCCACGCGAUGGCGCGAUCGAAUCUCGAUGAGGGUUGAACUCGUCGGUUGUAAAUACGAGGCUGAAGCGCUCAACUUCGACGGACAGGCCUACGUAAUGAAAGCACUGCGACGAGCCAUCUCUUCCUUAGAAGAUCGUUUCUCGUUCCGUUUUCGAACGAAUCAUCCGAACGGGUUGCUUCUCUAUUCAAGAGGAACGCAAAAAGAUAUCUUUGCUUUGCAGCUAGUUGAAAAUCAGCUAACUCUUAAUGUCGAUCUAGGGGGUGAAGGACAAAUUACAACGUUAAAGGUCGGAAGCCUUUUAGACGAUAACCUUUGGCAUGAUGUGUCAAUUCACCGAAAUCAGAGCGAUAUCACAUUCUCCGUUGACAGAGUCCUUAUACAACAGGUCAUUAAAGGAGAUAGCAUAAAAUUAGACCUCAAUCGGGAAUUCUUCAUUGGAGGCCUUCCAUACUUUAGCCAAGAAGGUGUAGUUGUAACGAAGAAUUUUACGGGUUGCAUAGAAAACCUCUAUUUCAACCAGACCGAUGUGAUCCGAGAAAUCAAGGAGGAUAAUCGACGCUGGGACUACCAGAUCUUUGGAGAGACCCUCUAUUCCUGUCAAUUCGAACAGGUUAUUCCGGUGACGUUCGCUUCGGACGCGUCAUACAUUCGCGUCAAUGGUUAUAUGCAACGGCAGAUGAACACGUCGUUCGAUUUUCGCACGUUCAACGAAAACGGAAUGCUUCUGUACAAUAAAUUCUCCGGAGAAGGCCAUGUAUUAGUCUAUUUGGAAAAGGGCUUGAUCAAAGUGGAACUGCAGGGUAAAAACACGCCAAUAGUCAUCCUUUCUCCGUUUGAUGAAAACCUCGCUGACGGCCGAUGGCACAAAACGAUGCUUGUUCUGCAAAACAACAGGAUAGAGCUGCAUAUUGAUCGCGUUCCUUCUAUUACCAGUCGUCGUUUCUCAAUGGAGACCGGCCAGCACUAUUUGAUAGGUGGUGGAGUUUAUGGUCGACGAGGUUUCCUAGGAUGUAUGCGUUUCCUGUAUAUCGAGGGUCGAUAUAUCAAUCCCCUCGUUCUGUCGCCUGACCAGCACUUCGACGCAGUUGUAUUCGACGCCUGCACAAUGCUUGACAGAUGCAACCCAAAUCCUUGCGAGCACAAAGGCGUCUGUCGGCAAACCUGGACCGAAUUCUUGUGCGACUGCACAAAAACGGGUUAUUCGGGUGCAGUGUGUCAUGUUAGUCGGCAUCCGCUAUCUUGUGAAGGGUACCGAAUUGAGCAUCCCCUUGAAGUAGAAAAAACCAUUCAGAUUGAUGUCGACGGCAGUGGGCCUUUAGCGCCAUUCGAAGUUCACUGCCUUUUCCAUUCCGACAACAGAACGGAGACUGUUGUACACCAUAAGGCGGAGCACGCCGUCGAAGUGGAAGGUUAUCAAGCUCAUGGAUCAUUCGUACAGGAUAUUGUUUACGCAGCUCCACUAGAGCAGAUCGUCGAGUUGGUGAAUCGGUCAACAUUCUGUCGGCAAACGCUUCGCUAUGAUUGUUUUAACUCAAAGUUGUUUGAUUCGCCCACGGAUGAACUGGGAAAUUUCCACCCUUAUGGGUGGUGGGUGAGCAGAACAAAUCAGGCAAUGAACUAUUGGGGCGGUUCAAUUUCCGGCUCCCACAAAUGCGCUUGUGGCCUAACCGAAAUCUGUGAUGAUCCAGGGAAGUGGUGCAACUGUGAUUCCGGCAAAAAUAAAUGGCUUAGUGAUCAUGGUGAUCUAACUGAUCGAAACUACUUACCCGUCCGGCAGCUUCGCUAUGGUGACACUGGCAAUAUGGGCGAUAAUCGUAAGGGGCUAUCUUCAUUAUCGGCCCUACACUGUGAAGGCGAUGAUCUCUUCGAUAACGUCAUCACGUUCCGUUAUUCUGAUGCCACCAUCGAGAUACCGCGUUUCAACUGGGCUCAUUCAGGCGAUAUCUAUUUUCAGUUCAGAACAACUGCAGAGAACGGCAUCCUCGUCCAUUCUAAAGGCUACCAAGACUUCAUAAAAGUGGUCCUUGUCGGUGGCGACCAAAUUCAGUUCCAGUAUCAAGCAGGCAACGGGCUGCUGGGCGUGAGUGUCGAAACAUCCUACAAAUUAAACAACGAUCAAUGGCAUUCCGUGCACGUCGAGCGAAACCGCAAGGAAGCUCGUAUUGUGAUCGACGGUUCCCAGUCGGCAGAAGUGAAGGAGAGGCUCGACCGGGCUCGCCCGUUCAACCUCACAGCUUCACGUCUUGUCAUUGGAGCAUCGGUUGAUUAUAAGGAAGGCUUUGUUGGAUGCCUUCGGGCAUUUUUAAUUAAUGGACAGCUCGUCGAUCUCAAGAGUCAAGCGCAUCAAGGAUUGUACGGUGUUUCAGUGGGAUGUGUGGGCAAGUGCAUCAGCAGCCCCUGUCAAAACAACGGAAUCUGUCUCGAAGGGUACUCACACUACUCAUGCGAUUGUCAGUGGACACCUUUCAAAGGUCCAAUUUGUGCCGAUGAAAUUGGCGUCAACCUCCGUUCGGAUUCGUAUGUGCGCUACGAUUUUGAAACGACGGUAUCUACUCUUGAGGAAUUCAUUCGUGUGGGCUUUACUACCACAGAGCACCAAGGAAUGAUUUUUGGCAUGUCAUCGAAAUCUGGAGAAUACCUAAAUCUGAUGAUGUCAACUUCGGGUCAUCUUCGGCUUGUUUUCGAUUUUGGUUUUGAAAGACAAGAGCUAACCGUCAAAAAUGAAAACUUUGCCCUUGGACAAAUACAUGACGUGCAGAUUGUGCGGUCGGAUAAGGGACGGCGUCUUUCCAUAUACGUCGACAACUACCCGCCGCAUAUUCAUACUUUCAACGUCGGCCACAAGGCAGAUGCGCAAUUCAACGAGCUAAAAUCCAUUUAUGUCGGCCGAAACGAGACAAUGUCGACAGGCGAAGGUUUUUCAGGUUGCAUCACUCGAGUGCAGUUUGAAGAUCAUGUGCCUCUGAGACGACUCUUCCAGGAGUCUCGACGAGCGAACGUUCAUGCGUUCCCCGACGACCUGCGUGAGGAUACGUGCGGCAUUGAGGCUGUCACAUACCCUGAAGAGCAGAGUGAGACUAGGCCGCCACCAACAUUGCCACUGGGCGUAUUUCGGGAAAGCUUCUUCCGGCCUGCACUCAAUGAAUCGGCCAUUUUGGGUAUCAUCUUUGCCAUACUCUUGGCAGCUUUUAUACUCAUGUGCUUUAUUCUGUCGCGGUUUAUUUCACGUCACAAGGGCGACUACAUUACGCAGGAGGAUCAUGGGGCACUGGACGCACCGGACGCUGAUACGGCCGUCAUGCAUGCCAAAACCGGACACCAUGUCAUGAAAAAGAAGGAAUGGUUUCUUUGAGUGUUUUCGCAUAGAAAAUAAUGUUUCUAUGGUGUUUACAUAGGCUGACGUCGAUUUCCAGCUUGCAGCUACAGGAUUUUUCAGCUGAUUCCUACUGAUCAGUUCACGGAGCUAUCUAGCAUAACGCUAGUCCUGAACUUGGACGCUAACUACAAGACUGAUUCUUUGUUUGGAGAAGAUUCUUGACAAAUCAACGAUCUGUCAUUUUUCGAGUGUGUCUCUCUAAGUUUUAGAUUAGUUACGCGUCAGCCACGAGGACUUUUGCGGGUACACAGAGCCCCUUUUCUGGAGGAAGGUUGCUGAUUUUCGGAUCAGACGUCUGCCGCAAAGCAGACUACAGCGGGCCAUAGUAUCCUAUUGCCUACCGAUGUAUAAUUAUUUAUCAUUUAAAUUGACAGAGUGCAGUCGCUAUGAAUCUUGAUCGGACGGGUUGCUUCCCCGUCUUUUUCGAACAGGACUAAAUACUCUAUUGAACUAAUGUUCGUUUUUCGAUUUAUCUUGAUUGAAUUUCAUUUGACUGAAUUAUGCAACGCACCAUCUUUCUUUUCACAUUGAUGACAUUAGUACAUUCAUAUAGAGUUUGUCCGUUUUGCGGCGUCACAAUCGGCUGAUCAAUGGUCGAUCAUGACGGCCAGGUUUUACAUUCAGCCAUAACAGCGAUGGUUUUUGUGGCCUAUGUAGAGAUAUAGGCGGCAUAUAUUCACAGUGGGUAAUCCGUUUCAAAACUCGAGUAAAGGGUUUCAUUUAUUGACACUAAAGACCGUUGAUGAGACGUAAAUGAUAGCGACUGCCGGAAUAAUCUAACAAAAAUUGUUAUACAAGUGCCUUAACAGACAAGCAUUCCCUGAUAAAUCUUAGAAGCCUUCAUUUAGGCGAAGCGGUAAAUUGUAAACUUUUUCACGCAGCCAUUUUGGAAAAUGGGAAUUCGAGCAAUCAAGCGAGGUAUAAAUGUUGUCCGAUUGAUGUUUGCAUAAAAUGUCUAACUAGCAAAGUUUUUUUUGUUUGCAAAGUACGUAAACGUAUCACCUUGUACACAAAUCCACAGAGGAUAAUGAGGAAUUUAAUUGUGUUGCGUAGCAUAUUCGAAAGGCCAAGGGAGAGCGGUGACGUUACAGAAUGGUGUAAAAGUCAACCCCGAAUUUCCCAAACGCCUGGUACUGGUACUAUAAACUCACGAUGUUUAUAAGGGUAUAUAGGUAUAUCGAAAUGGUAACAGAAUAAAGGAUCCAACUAAUGGAUAGAUAAAAUAAAUCUAGUUAGGUUUUUUUUACCCUGAGCAGGGUGUUGCGGGAAUGAUAAUAACGAAUCACUAUUAUUAAUUAUUACUACCGGUACUAGUACAUAUUAAUGUGUCGUGCGAGUUUUUUUCUACCGCAGAUAUAGCUGGCAAUGGUAACGAUGGAUCUAUUGUCAGCUCUGAACUGUGCGAACAAAUAUAAACCUACAGAUGUAAGUACGCGUAUAUCAACACAGCAGGUUUGCAAACGCUGUCGACAGACUUUUUUUUUUCAAAAAUUAAUAAUAAUGGCAAUAAUUAAUAAUUAUGAUCAUCAAUAAAAUAUACGAUACAAUGUUAAGAAAGAAAGAUUGGUCUUGCUACACUUUUUAAUCAUUAUUAAAUUGUAUGUCGGCUCCGUUGUUGUUAUAAUUCCUGCAUAGUGAUAAACAGCACGACGGAAGCUCUUUCCAUUAGGCUACGAGAGGCAGCUUUAGUUCAUAGAGGUAUGAUGUCUGUGUUUAAUUAAAGUGUAAUUGUGGAGUCUUGAUUUUAGGUUCUCGUUGAACUUUUUGCUUGUCUACCACUAAAGUUAACUUGUAUGUGAUACCCGCUCGUCACAAGCCCACAGGCUGGGCAUACGAAAAAUAGGAAGGGUCCGAAAUAUUAUUAGUUAGAUUUUUUUUUUAUCAAAAUCAAAAACAAGCGCGCAUGUUCUGGCUGCCUCCCAUCACUGGAGUUGAAGACGACAGGCUGAAGUCUGCUUAACAUUAUUGUUAGAAACGACACGUGCCACGGAAAAGUAUACCAGUGCAUUUGUUAAAGACGUUUUUAUCGUGUGGCUGAAAUGAGCUCACUAUAAAUCAUUAAUUUUCGGGAAAAAAAACUAUCAAUUGAAGGUGCCGUUGGUUCAUAUAGCCUCACGAGGUGGGGUUAUAUGGGUGGGUCACUAAUGAUUUCGUGCAGAAAACCCAGUGUUCUAACGAAGCUAAAAAGAAAAUACUGUCCCUCGUAGAAAAGACGGUGAUUGUAAGCUGACGUGUUAUAGGGUUAAAGAUUAUUAUUGAUCUGCCCCGUGAAGGUGGCCCAAGUACCGCUACAUCUACUAGUUGCACCUCGUUCGAGUAUUGAUGGAGUAUUAGGGCACUAUUUCUUUGAGAGAACUUGACUGAACUGCAGCCACUGCUGUAUAACUGUAGUGAUCCCUGCACAAAUGAGUACCUAUUGUGAGUUCUAUUUGUAAUGCGGUUCAUCUGUUCGGCCAUAUUGUUGUCAAAAAUUAUUCCAAUGUAACGAGAUGUGAGACGUUGUUCACAACAACAAAAAAGGAAUAAAUCAAAUAUGAAGAUACGAAGUUCAACUUGAUAUAUAUACAUAUAUCCGUAUGUCUAUUAAACUGAGCUGUACUUUGAA